AUGGCCGUUGGAGAUCAGAAGGAUGCCCCCCUGAAGGGGUCCGUCGAUCCUGAAGUCACAUCGGCUGGACAGUCGACUACUGACAGGGACUCUCAGGAUGGUUCCUCGUCGACACACAUCUUCUCAGAUCCAACAGUCGCGAACUGGUGGAGAAAACGCUAUGAGGACGCCGAGUAUGAGAACCGGCACCGCUUCGACCCAUCUUAUACGUGGAAGCCCGAGGAGGAGAGGAAGCUUCUCCGAAAGAUUGAUCUCCGUAUCAUGACGUGGACUUGGCUCAUGUUUACCGCCCUGGACAUUCACCGUAGGAACAUCAACCGUGCCAUUUCCGACAACAUGUUGCCUGAGCUCGGCAUGGACACCAACCACUUCAACUAUGGUCAGACGAUCUUCCUCGUCUCCUUUUUGGCCGCUGAGCUUCCAAGCGGUCUGAUCAGCAAGAAGGUUGGCGCAGACCGCUGGAUCCCCUUUAUCCUAGCGGCUGCCUCCAUCCUGGCUGGCUCCCAGGCUUUCAUCCAUAACCAGGCAUCCUUCUAUGUCAUAAAGUGUCUUAUGGGGCUUACCAUGGGAGGAUUCAUUCCGUAUGCUUUCAUUCCCCAGACCUCGCCCUCUCCAUCCCCCCCCUCUCUCUCUCCUCUCUUCCCAGACGGAACAGUUUUACUGACAAUGAGCAGUGAUAUGAUUCUGUGGCUUACCUACUUUUACAAGUCUAACGAGCUACCUGUGAGACUUGCCUGCUUCUGGACAGCUCUCAGCUUCUCCAACAUCAUCGACGCCCUCAUUGCCGCCGGUGUACUCCAGAUGAGAGGUAUUCAGGGCUGGAGUGGAUGGCGCUGGCUCUUCCUGCUUGAAGGCCUCGUAACCUUGGUCAUCGGAAUUCUGUCAUGGGGCAUGAUGCCUGCUGGGCCGUGCCAGACACGCAGCUGGUUCCGUGGAAAGAACGGCUGGUUCACUGACCACGAGGAGAGCAUCAUGGUCAACCGACUCUUGCGCGACGAUCCGAGCAAGGGAGACAUGAACAACCGCCAAGGAGUCAACGGCUCCAAGCUGGUGGCCGCACUGAGUGACUGGGAGCAGUGGCCGCUGUACCUGAUCGGUCUGACGGCUUACAUCCCGCCUUCCCCGCCGUCGACGUACAUCUCCUACAUCCUGCGCGAGAUUGGCUUCUCCGUCUUCCAUGCCAACUUGUUGGUGAUGCCGUCUCAGGUCUUGUUCGCCAUCAACCUCGUCAUCCUCUCGUGGGUGUCCGUCAAGUUCAAGGAGCGCGCAAUCGUAUCGUCGGUGGCCAACAUCUGGAUGCUGCCCUUCCUCAUCGCGCUCGUGGCCCUCUCCAACCCGAGCCACUGGCUACGCUACGGCUUGUUGACGGGCAUCCUCAGCUACCCCUACUGCCACGCCAUCGUGGCCGGUUGGAACGCCAAGAACAGCAAUUCGGUGCGUACCAGGGCGGUCAGCGCGGCCCUGUACAACAUGGCAGUGCAGGCGGGCAACAUCGUCGGCGUCAAUAUCUACCGAGACGACGACGCACCCCUAUACCGCAGGGGUAACAAGGUCAUCCUCUCCAUCUGCUGCUUCAACAUCGUCCUCCUCUUCGCCGUCAAGGCCUUCUACAUCUGGCGAAACAAGAUCCGCGACGAGAGAUGGAACGCCAUGACAAAGGAGGAGCAGGAGGACUACUCGCUCAACACGACCGAUGAGGGUAUGAAGCGUCUCGAUUUCCGCUUCUCUCAUUAA
Messenger RNA from Geosmithia morbida, 1734 nucleotides. RefSeq names its product Major Facilitator Superfamily. Lineage: Eukaryota; Fungi; Ascomycota; Sordariomycetes; Hypocreales; Bionectriaceae. The record is from RefSeq and is a predicted model, not a curated record. Gene Ontology annotation, molecular function: transmembrane transporter activity. The coding region runs from base 1 to 1734 and encodes 577 amino acids. Gene Ontology annotation, biological process: transmembrane transport. Gene Ontology annotation, cellular component: membrane. The transcript has 6 exons.